AACACGAUGCAAGGGCCAUCACAAGGUGAAGAAGCAGCACAAGGAUUUCUAGCGUUUGGGCUGAGUGAUGGCCAGACAAGGCAAAGUCACAACCACCACCGACACACAACCAUGCCUGGCGUAGAUGCCCAGGUCCCUACACAGCUACUACGUAGAACAAUCCGUAUCCCCUCAGGUGACUUGAGUCAGUUCUUCAACACCACCAACAAUAACAGUGUUGAUGGUGGCAGCAGUGGGAUCAGGAAAACAGAUAAUGUGUCUGGCCAGCAGCAACACAUCCCACCGCUGAUAGCACAGGGAAUGAACCUUAGUUGUAGCAUGACACUGAGUGAGUCAGACAUGCACGCUGCUGAGCCAUCCCCAAUCAAACAUGCAAAGUCCUUCUGCAUGACCACCUGCAAGGGACUUGGAGAGAUAGUCGCUGAGAUCAGGAGGACUCUUGAUUGUAAGCAGCCGGCCCUGAUCUAUGAGAACAUUGAGAACCUCUUUCAGCUGCACCGGAAUGGCGUGCGGAUGGAGAUGGAAGUCUGCCGUGUCCCUGGAUUGGCACUGAAUGGGCUGAAACUGCGUCAGUUAGCCGGGGAUGCUUUGCAGUACAAAGAACUCUGCCAAGACAUUCUGGCAACAAUGAAUUUGUAGCAGACACUGAUGGCUGCCCUGCUGAUGGGACAAUACUGGCAAGUAACUGGUACCUCCAAAAAAGAGCAAAAUGGCUGAUUAAGUAUAACUUGUUAAGGGACCCGAUUGCUUCUAGACACUUUGUCCCCUAUGAUGGCAAAUAUUUUCCAAAAUCACCCUGUGAAACUGCUGUGUGUUUAACUGUUUCAAGAAUAAUAGUUGUCAAGAAUUAUAGUUUUGUCGUCAUCGUCGUGGAUGUAGGACGGUCAACUUCUGAUGGGAUGGUGAAACAAAGAGGAGAGACGUCAGACAGAGGGAUCCACUAAUAAGCACCAUGGUGCUAGCAUGUUAGUGGGUAUGUUCAGGUAAUGUACCAGGGUCAACAACAUCCACAAGCCAGUCAACUGAUUAUUAUCAACUAGUAAACUACGCCUCAUGGUGUGCAUGACUAAGUGGAUGGUCUUCAAGCUUCAAAGAAGGCACAGCUGUCCUAUUGACCAGUCAGUAAAUACAAUGGCCUUGUUGUUCAACAUAUUAGUAUUUCACUAUCCAUUAUUGGGCUUGUGCGACUCCAGGCAGGAAUCAAAUAGAAUCCAUUCUAAACUAAAAUUCAACAGAAUCUACUCCCAGUAAUUGGCAAUUCCAGCACCCCUCACAUUCCAUUCAGACAAAUUCAAAAUUGUAUGUUGUCAAGUGUCAGGUUUUUUGAGAGGGAUUGCAACUCUUGUUGUCGCGUCAUAGCAACAAUUCACAAAUGUAGUUAACUGGUGAUAUAUUGUCCAGAACUAAAAUUUGGAGUGGAUUGCCAAUGGAAUCUUCUCCACAGAGGUGGCUAUAUAUGUAAGCAUUCUCGCAUAUUGCACAUGUUUAUCAUGCAACGUAGGGUGUUGCAUCGUGCACAAGUACCCUCUGAAAAGGUUACAAGGAGAGAGAGAGAGUUUGAAUGCAAUGCCGCGGUACACACAUGAACAGCACUCACAUGAAGACACUACAGAUGUGUGCACAUUCAUAUAUGAAAAUCAAUCAUGUGUCCUUCACCAUAUGUGCGUGAGUCGGUGCCGUAUGUGGUACAUAUUCAUACAUGGAUGUACUGUUUACGGAGCUCUUAUGAGGGGUCACAAAGUGCCAUGUACUUUUUGUGCGCUUUGGCUAUGAUAUCAGUAAAUGUGUUGGAUACCUGGAUUAAGUUAAUAUGUUUCAAUGAUUGGCCAGCUUGCAAAAAAACUGAUUGGUUGAUUUUUCAGUGAUACUGUCUAGCUUUGAAAUUUGUUGCUUAUGGUCAACAUAAACACGAUUAAUGCAGCUGGGAACUUAAUGUUGCUUCUUAUGUACUUUGUGGAUACUUGCCUGUAGUGAUGUAAUCGGGGCCACCGCAAGUCCUUUCCUUUUGUGACAGUUUAUUUGAAUAGCUAGUGACUUGACUUGAGACGAAAGACUUGUGAUGGACUUGUGAUGGACUUGCAGGGACUCGAAUACAUUGCUGCUUGCGUGUCAAAAUUAUACAUUGUUGACAGCAACAAUAAUCUGAACAGUGCUUCACAUAUCAAUGAAUUUUAUACAUUUGUAAAAGGCUUUGCUGUGAAGCUGAACUUUGUGAACUAUUCGCAGUUAUUUGUUUACCCCUUCACUGUAAAAUGUUUUCUUUGAAAGGCAACGAGUAAUUCAUUUCUCUUGUUCUCACUGAAGUCUGAUAGGUGCGGAGGGCAAGAGAACGAACAGUGUCUACUUUUUUUAGCCGUUUACUGUACAGAUUAAUGCUUAUUCACAUGUGUGCUUCAUGAAAAAUCAUGGUCUGAUGACAUAGAUAUAUAUUUUCAGGAAAAAAAUAUGUUUUUCAAAAUUUUGCAAUUUGUUUUUCACUGAACAUUUUUGUUUAUCAUAUGAAUGCUGACUACUUUUAUUUUGCUAUUUUUUCCCUUGUGGGCACAAUGAAUUUGAAUUUCUAAUUGCUGUCACAUAUGAUAAUACCAAUUGGAGGAUUUUUUUUUUUCAAAUUUUUUUUCGGGCAUUUCAAAUGUGGUUUACAUAAUGUAUGUACAAGUACAUGUAUGUAUGUUUAGACAGUAGAGUAAUGGGUGAAGAGAUGUGCGCAGCAAGAAUUUUGCAAAAUGAUGGCCAAGGAAGCUAUAUGCUAUUUUACUCCACACUGGGACCCAAGUGCAGAGUAACAUGCAAAAUGCAACCGGCCAACUACAGCUACACAAACGGAGUUCUGCACAAUUGAUAUGCUCAAGGCAAACAUAAGGUCUUAUUUAUACCACAAACCAACAUUCAACUUCAAAGGGCCAGGGAAGGUUUGCUCCAACGAUUGGCACCAGUCAGUGAAGUCACAUGAUUUGAAUUUGGAAGCAAGUCAACUGGUAUAUACAUACUGUAUACGUGUAUGUCCAACUUUAGGAAAUUCAGACAGUUUGGUAGUCUGGUGGCAUGAAUGUGGAUAAAAUGUUUUGCAACAGAGACUGGGUACCAGAUGUCAUAUUUUACUAUUCUUGUCAUACUAGUGUGGUUUGCGGUAACACCAUGUGGAGUAAUCUCUUUUGAGAAGAAGUGUGGUUCUGAAAAGAACCAGGUGGUUGUGAAACUUGACAUUCCGAUCAGUUUGCUCUGAUCGUCGCCUCUCUCUCUCCCUCUCCUGAAGUAGCCUUUAGUCAAGUCCCACCCGCUUACCCGGACACUUGACGCACCCCGGAUGCUGGCAUUUAAGAUCGGAGCUUACUGAUCGGAACUUCGAGUUUUAAAACCACCCGGUUCUUUUCAGAACCACACUUCUUAGAAGAGAUUAUUCCACUUGGUGUCACCGCAAACCUCACUACUAUACCCUACCACCAUGCAAAGUUUCAAAUCUUGUUUAUUCUAGUCAUGUUGGACUAAAGAAGUGUUAGACUGGUUGCUGCAUGCAUAAAUAGCUCCUUGGCAUUGGCCCUGGGUUUUAAUUCUUCAGCCAAAUUCCCUAAAACUUCAUUGAAAUGUAUCUGAACCAACAUUUCCUAACAAGAUCCACUUGUUAUUGAGUUCUGACUCCGAUAUUUUGUCUUAAGAUUUCAAUCUUGGGUGAACUAUUUUACUAGAAAAACUUGUGUGAGCGUGCAGUACUUUUCCACAGUAAUUUUUUUCUGGAGUUCCGUAAACGGCAAUGAUCCAUGGGACCUACAGCUUUAUUCCUCAUACAAGGGAUGUGCCUCUUGCAGACUUUCAUGCAGUGUGGGAACUUAUUCGUUUUUAGGUCACAUUGUUACAUUAAAGUUUAUGUGAACUGAAGUGUAAGUGUCUUCCCCGGGACAAAAAUUACGGUUUCCUUUAGAAGUAAGGAACUAGAAGGAGUCUGGAACUGGCUGCCAUUUCUGGCAUUAAAUUUCAUUGUUGGAGCAAAACAAUAUGGGUGAUUUAAUUUGACCUUAAACAAAAAAAUCGUUCCCACGUUCCCACUUGAAUGACUGCCAGAAUGCAGUGCAGUUAACACAGUGUGAUGUUGUUAUAUAUGUAGGGCAAACACAAAAGGGGGUAAUUCCAUAAGUGUGCAUGUAUAAGAACCAUACUAAGGAUGCUUUUUUAGUGGAAUUGCUCAAAUCAUAUACAAUGUCAGAGUUGCUUGUGAACAUAUCAGGAUCAGUCCCUUUAGAGUAGACAAUUAGGAAAAGUAGCAGUUAAAUUUCUUUUAGCCUCCAAUGGGGAAAAUGUUCAUUUGAAAAGAUGAGGUGAGGAUUUUGUUCUGAAAUUGUUGGCAGCUGAGGGAAAUUGGUUCUGGUAAUUACAGUAUUUUGCACGUUUGCACUCUACCUUGUCAGUGUGUGGAUGCUUAGAAAAAAAGGCACUCGUUCAAUCAUAAGCGUCACCAUACUUAGAGCUUUGGUAAAGUCAGAUCCUUUUUUGUUUGUGUUGCGGGUAAAGUCCAUGACUAUUUGAGAAAAGAACUGAACUGGGUGCUACAUUUUAUUUGGUGUUCGUAUUUUCAAAAUCUUAGCUACAUUCGUUGUGAUUUGUAAAAGUCGUGUGUUGGACGCACAUUUCAUUUGUCGUUGUGGGUGUGUUGAAAUUACUGGUUCUAAAAGGGUUCCGGGUGUUAUAAACAAAAGUUGCUGCAUGAGGUUUCCUGCCACCACAGAAACGUGAAAUCCCCUGAGGAAAGAAAAAACAACGAUGUAAAAUAAGGAGUUGACUUUCAUUAUGCAAGCACAAGGAGUUCUGAUGGCAUUGAGAUUGCUCAAAAACCAAAGACCUUUGGAGAAGUUGGAGAUGUAUUAAGUGGAAUGAUUGCGAAAAAUCCUGGACGUUUCGUGUGCGGUCCUAGACAAUUUACUGAAAUGUUAUGGAAACGUAGGAAUAACGAGCUGUGUUACACCAAACUUUCCAAGUCUGAUGAAUCAACAUUCUAAAAGCCACUUUUCUUGGUUAAAACUUUAUAGGAAUUUGAAUUCAUGGAUGAUCUUUUGAUCCGACUCUGGAGCACUUCCGGAAGUCAUGGAAGAUUUGGUCAGGGAACAUUCAGGAAAAUGUCCGAUUCAAUCCAUUAAUUGUCAUGGAAGUUGCCUACUUGAUCUGGAAACCCUCACGAAAGUUGCCUGUUUGGAACUGUCGGGUAUUUUUCCACGGUGGAAAUUUCUUGGAAAUUGUAUGGAACUGUCGUUGAAGUACACACAAGUGGACGUUUUGUGGGAGCUCCUUCGAAAUACCAUGGAAGUUUCCUUUUUGCUUGUGGGAAAAGAUUGUGGGUUGUAGUACUUUGUAUUUAUUUUUUGGUUACAUGUACUUCAUGUCAUUUAUGUAGUUCCUGAGUGUAUUGCAAGUUCAUGCCGAAACCCGUACUGUGGUAUUUAAAAAGAAACAGCAAAAAUAAUUCCCCCCCCCCCUGUUUAUAUAUUUUAAAUCUCUUGCUGUCCUGUACUUGCCUGUGACUUUGUUUCAGUGUGACUUUUAAUGGUGUUGUGUUUGAUCGUACUGCACCAGGUAAAAAACGCAGUGAGGCCAAUUGGUGCACAGUCAGUGUUAUUUCCAAUGCACGGGGACUGGUUUUCUGCAAAUUUCAGGGUUCCUGUUUUAUUUCGGUCGUGUUCUGGAUUGGUGGAACCAAAAGAUAUGUGAAUCAAAUAUGUACCAAAGGACAGGACAACACAGAACUUUGAUAAUUAAACUGCAUACUUUGUUCAUGUACAUACACGUCA
Molecule: messenger RNA, 5777 nt
Organism: Patiria miniata (bat star)
Lineage: Eukaryota; Metazoa; Echinodermata; Asteroidea; Valvatida; Asterinidae
Product: probable serine/threonine-protein kinase MARK-A
Exons: 2
Coding region: 7-639 (210 amino acids)
Source: RefSeq, a predicted model, not a curated record